AUGGCACCCCGCGGUCGCGGAAAGUUCUCCAAACCCAGCAGAGGAGGGGGCAAGCAUUUCAGUCGCGAUGUUCAACCGGUAGACAAGGACGGAAACCCCGUUGGUCUAUGGCGGGAGCCAGGCGACGACAUUCCCUCAUCAGUCGAAGAGGAUGAAUCAGAAGAAGCCUCCGAUUCCGAGGAGGAGUCGUCUGACGAGGACAACGCACAAGCCGGGCCCAGUGCCGCCGCCGAAUCAUCAGCAGGACCAGCAGCAAUGACUCGCGAGGAACGACGCGCCGCAGCCAAGGCGAAGAAGCUAGCCGCGAUCGCGCGACGGAACAACGUCGCCGCGCAACCGGGCGACCUGCCUCCCUCGGACUCGGAGGAAGAUGAGAGCGACGACGGCGACGACGGCGACGACGAGGACCUCCCCGCCAACCCGAACCACACCGCCAAGUCCCGUUCACAACUCCACAAGGAUCCCGCGGCAGAGCCGGAGAAGGCCCCUGCCGGCGAUCUGUCACAGCUCUCCCGGCGGGAACGCGAGGCCAUUGAGGCGCAGCAGGCCCGGGAGCGGUACAUGAAACUACACGCCGAGGGCAAGACGGAGGAGGCGCGGGCGGACCUGGCCCGUCUGGCCCUCAUCCGGGAGCAGCGCGAGGCCGAACGGCUGCGCAAGGAGGCUGAGAAGGAAGAGAGAGCAGCGCUGGCGCGGGAGAAGGCGGCGGCGCGCGAGCGGGAGAUGAAGCGCCGCGAGGAGACCAAGGGUAAGAAGAAGGGAGGCCCGAAGAAGAAUUAA
Aspergillus viridinutans is the source of this 780-nucleotide messenger RNA. Its product is annotated as PDGFA associated 1 family protein. Bases 1 to 780 code for a protein of 259 amino acids. The record is from RefSeq and is a predicted model, not a curated record. The transcript has 3 exons. NCBI's taxonomy places the organism in Eukaryota, Fungi, Ascomycota, Eurotiomycetes, Eurotiales, Aspergillaceae. Gene Ontology annotation, molecular function: RNA binding. Gene Ontology annotation, cellular component: cytosol.